AUGAUGGCAACCUACAGUUGGUGUGUUCUCGGAUUAGUCGCGAUCAGAGUGUAUGCGUUGAGAUAUUGGAAUGAGCUUGAGAAGAUGUGCUGGCGUUGUUUCUUACUUGAUGAUGGCCUCUCGUAUUUGUUGUUAAAUGUUAUAUUUCAGAUGAUAAAUGUUAUUUUCAUCCUCACCAAAAGCGAUUACAUAGAUGGCUUCGUAAAUAUUACUCCAGCACUUAUAGUUACAUCAAUCUGUUGUCAGAGGCUGACCAUUCUGAGCACAAAUUCAAUUGUCAGUCGCUAUUCCACCUCCUCAAUUUUGCCUUAUUCAACCAAAGAGAAAUCUGUCAACCGCACAAAUCUCACAUCAAUAUCACCUCCCCGAUAUAAUGAAUACACGAUUAGUAAUAUACCCGAAGAGUUCCCUCAACAGUCAUCAACCCCACCAACAUAUCCACCACGAAUUCCUCUGUCCGUGUCAAGAAUCAGUCAAGAUUUCACCAACUCACUAAUUACCAUAUUUAGUAGCUUUAACACGACAGAUAACUUCAUCUCAAAAGAUCGUUUACGAAAUUCUCUCAGAAGCAGUUUUUGGAGUCUCUUUAGUGAGAACGAUGGUGGUAAUAAGUCCUCUGUAAAAAGUCAUAAACUCUCGAAAGGUAGCGGGACAGAAAGCGUAGAAUCCUCUCCGUGCACAAAUACCACUAUCGUGAACUACGACUCGAGACAGAAUUCAAUCCGUGGUCAAGGAAGUGACACUUUUUAUGAGCCCAACGAGUUAUUAUCUCCACCGCAAAAUGUAUAUAACCUCGAAGGUGGAGGGAGGAAAACGCGUCUUUCAAGUUCCAGACCACAAGGAAUAAUACUCGAAGAUCAAGAGGAUAUGUAUUGUUUUUGGUACAGCAAUACGGACAGAGGAAAUCCAAGGGAAGAGAUGUUCCUGUUUCCUCCCAUACCACCAAAUGUUCAAAAUAAUAAUUGUAAUGGUUACGGAAAUAAUGGAAGAGGGGAUUCAAAGUUUUCUUCUCGGAAAAUUGAAACUUUUCAACAGUACUAUCGUGACGGUUUGACUGCAUUUAAAGAGAAUGAUUUUAAAGGAGCCCUCGUGCUUUUUAAUAAGGCGAUAACGCUAAAUCCAAAGAAUAUUCAGCUAUACGAUUGUCGCGCAGCGACACGCGAAAAACUCGGUCAACUGAAAGAUGCUCAACAAGACGCUGAGACCAUGAUGAGAUUAGACAGAUCAUCAGCAAAGGGAUAUCUCCGUGCUGGUAAAUUGUACCGGUUGUUAAAUCAACACGAUAAGGCACAAGAGGUUUACAAUCUCGGAGAAAUGAACAUUAAGAAGAAUGAUCCUCUUUACGAGACUAUCAGAACCUACGUGGGCAGAGGAAGGUUAGGCGUUCGGCAAGUGAUUUGUCCUCGCGCCCAAAAACUCACCAAUGCUACCUUGAAACACUUAAGAGCCACAUUCGGAAUUCGUCUUCAGAAGGUUGUGUUGACUCACAACUCUUCAAUUACCAAUGAUGCCAUCGUCCCCUUCAUUCGCGCAAUUGGCAGUCAUUUGAAAUGGAUUAACCUGUCGGACACAAAUAUCAUGGAUAAAGGGGUUGUGGCAAUAUUAUCGACCUGCUCGAAAUUGGAACUUUUGGACCUGUCACAUUGCAGCAAGAUUACUGCUCAAGCAUUUGAUCCAGGGAAGAUACAAUGUCGAGCUACUGGAAUGCGCGUCAUUAAAUUGGAUUAUUCAUAUGUGGCCGAAGUCGUGAUAACUUUCAUGAUCGCGAUAUUUCCAAAGCUCACAAGUCUUGGCAUUCGCGGGGUUGUCGGGUUAACAAAUGAAUCAUUAGUCAAACUUGCUAACUUUCCGAACCUAAAUUCCCUAUACUUGGAGGGAAAUACAAGUAACGGAGGAUCAUUGUCCAUCAACGACGCAUUCAUCUCACUUGCCAGUUCCUGCCCGCCGCUUCGUGAAUUUUCCCUUGAGCGAUGUACCAUUUUGACGGAUAAUUGUGUUCGAAAUUUGAUAGCAUCUUGCCAUUUAGAAGUGCUAGAACUUAAUGGUGACAUUCUAUUAACAGAUGAGACAAUGCAAGACAUCGGUGCAUACUGUAAACGAUUGAAGAUUUUGCGUAUUGGGAAGUCACCUGGAAUAACUGACAAUGGAGUUUUGUCACUAUUCGUCCCCGGAGGGGAGAUUUCGCUGGAGGUGGUUGAUCUUCGGCAAAACUCCAAUAUAUCCAACAUUUCUUUAGAGAAAAUUGCCGACAACUGCGGCAACCUUAAAGAACUUAACGUGCAAUGGUGUGGCAAAAUAACCGGGAGUGGUGUAGCCUAUUUGGUUGAGAAACGCGGGAAGACCUUAAAGCAUCUUUUCUUGGAAGAGUGCUUUAAUGUGUCGCCCGAUGCAGUCGAAUAUGCCAGAAAAGUGAUCGGAUCUCAUGGCGGAAAG
Messenger RNA from Acaulospora colombiana, 2433 nucleotides. Lineage: Eukaryota; Fungi; Glomeromycota; Glomeromycetes; Diversisporales; Acaulosporaceae. The record is from the annotation of a GenBank genome assembly.